Molecule: messenger RNA, 1788 nt
Organism: Acipenser ruthenus (sterlet)
Lineage: Eukaryota; Metazoa; Chordata; Actinopteri; Acipenseriformes; Acipenseridae
Exons: 6
Coding region: 477-917 (146 amino acids)
Source: RefSeq, a predicted model, not a curated record
GUUAUUGUAUAAGAAUUAAUACUCGAUCACAUGUGCUCAUAACAUAGACGAUGCAUGAUACAAUUUAGCUAUAUAUAACCAACUUAUAAUGAUCUGAGAGAGUAUAGUGCCCACAUUUGUCACUGUUUUUUUUGUUUUUGUUUUCUAGUAUAUAGUGUAUAUAACGGUGGUGGGUGGGUAUUGGUACCUGUAUUUAAAACUGUUUCAGCCAUGUGAUCGGGCAAGGGGGCAAAAGAUGUUCCAGAACACUGGAAAGUGUAAACGGAAAACUACACACAGUGAAACCCGGACACAUGAUUUCUUUUGCUUAGCAGAGACCAAUGUUCAAACUGUGCCCAGUGGAGAAGACUGCAUUGGUUUACAGAAUUCAGGCCUUGGUAGGAAAAAAAUAACAUUUGCAGACAAAAAUUGAGGAUUUUCUGAACUAUGUGAAACUCUGUUUCUGUGAGAGAACUGAGAGUGGCCUGAACCAGGCAAUGGCCUAUAUUCGACCACUUCAGAAAAACCUGGAGAGCAUUGCGAAGCGUGAGGCUGAAGAGUGUCAAGAGGUGGUCAUGCAGAAGUGCAAGAGGUGUGAAAAAGAUAUCCCUAUGCAAUGCCUUUCAGAACACAUUGAAAACUGUGGAAGACAGCCUGAUGACACUGAUUUGGAAGAUGAUGUCGUUAUGGAGAUAUCUGAAGAGACUCAACCAUCUAUGUCAUCACAUGACAACACAUCCCAUGUUCAAAAUUAUUACAACAAGCACCAUGCUUCUUGUAGUGGACUGUACAGAGACUAUGUGGACCUUGUCAGUGAAGACAAUGUAUUUAGUGGUUCUGAAGAAGAGCAGCUGAAUAGAGCUCUAGAGGAAUCGCUAAAGGAAAGCUCGCAUGCAGCUGUUAAAUAUCCUACAAUCUCUGAGAGUUGGAAUCAAUGAAGAAGUCAUUCGCUUCAACUUAAACAGAAGAAAUGAGUGGGAUGGUGCUGUAAGGAGGCCAAACUUUUCAACCAACAAAAGAGUUGAUGUGAAAUUCACAGAUGAUGCUGGUGUUUCGGAAGGAGCAGUGGAUUUGGGAGGGCCAAUGAGGGAGUUUUUCAGACUAGUGCUGCAACAUCUAAGAAACAGCCCUAUGUUUGAUGGUCCAGAAAAUCAACGUACUCUCUCAUGCCAUGCAGAGUGUAAGUGUGUAAAUCAAUUUCAUUUUAUGUGCUGAAAACUAAAUUAUAAAAAUCCAGUAGUAGAUAUGGUGUGCCAAAUGUUCACAGUAUGUAUUUUUCAAAAGAGAACAGAAGGACGUGUGAUGACAUUAGAUACAAUUGUUUCUCUGGAGCCGCGCAUGAUGCAAAGCAAAUUUAAUCAACCAGCACUAUUUCUGAAAAUUAAAGCGUUUUUCAGAAGCUGCUUUGGUAGAAUGUUGUUUGCAUGACAGAAACAAAUAUAUUAUACAUAACAAAUGCAAUUGCAUGAAAAUGCUGUUAUUAACUACGAUUUCCAUUGAAAUCACGGGCAUUAUGUUACCCCAUAGCCAACUAUAACAUGCAAUCCUUCAAAAUACAUUUGCUUCAUAAGUAAUAUUCAAUUUUUUUCUUUCUGGUAGCUUUGAAAAACAGCUAUUUCUAUGCAGGACAGUUGAUUGCUAUGAGCAUCGUACAUGGAGGACCAUCUCCACAUUUCUUUGCCCCAGUGUUGUUCCAGGCAGUAGCGUUAGGUCCAGACAACGUGCAUGCUGCAAUCGAGGAUAUAACAGACCCUGAUAUUAAAUGUCAGCUGUCAGAGGUAGGAGUGUAGCAUAUGUACACAAUUGGAU